Molecule: messenger RNA, 1338 nt
Organism: Emiliania huxleyi CCMP1516
Lineage: Eukaryota; Haptophyta; Isochrysidales; Noelaerhabdaceae
Exons: 2
Coding region: 1-1338 (445 amino acids)
Biological process (GO): regulation of DNA-templated transcription
Molecular function (GO): DNA-binding transcription factor activity; DNA binding
Source: RefSeq, a predicted model, not a curated record
AUGGCGUUCGCGGACCGGCGCUCGUCACCGCUCCUCCCGGCGCUGGGCGAGUGGCUGGAAGUGUCGAUCACAAUGACGGACGCCGCGGUUUCGACCUUCCGGGGCUCGGUGGACGCCGUGCGGCCCGACCUCGCCGCAUUCUGGAUCAAGUACGAGGACGGCGAUAGGCUCCGCCACUCCAUCGCCGAGUACUCCUCGAUGCGGAAAAUUGAGGCACCAAUGCGCACGGACGAGAGCGAGGCGCACGCAGAGCCGCCUCCUGAUGGCGGAGCAAAGAGGGGCGCGCAGCGCCGCGAUUUGGAGCUUGCGCGUGGCUGCACCGUCGAAGCCUUCUACGCGCGUCGGCUCCAGGACAAGGCCAUUCGCGAGACUGCGGUGGGCACCCCGCCGCCACCUCUCGACCUCGGCCAGUAUGCGAGGCUCUCCGACACGCAAAAGCUGCGCGUGUACACCGCGUACGUCGCGCACGGCGGUGACCAAUCGGCUUCGCCACCGGGCUACGUCGUCGAACGCCGGUCCGAUGGCGCUCGAGGCUCCGAACGGCCCGGAGCGGAUGCAGCAGCGGCCGGAGCGGAGCCGGCGCCGGUGGUGGAGGUGGCGGAGGGCUUGCGCUUGCACGUCUCUAGCAGCAACGCGACUGGCUACGUGGGCGUUGGAAAAACUCACUCGCGCUUCAUGGCACAGCACACAGUGGCCGGAAGGCGGGUCUUCCUCGGCUGCUUCGAUACAGCGGUGGCGGCGGCGGUGGCUUACGCGAGGGUGGUCGGCGAGUACCACUACCAGCCUCCGGCGGUGGCCACCGAGGCGGAGGGCCUACGGUUGCAGCUCUCCAGCAGCAGCGGUACCGGCUACAGGGGCGUGCGGAAGCGCGCCUCCGGCCGCUUCCAGGCAGAGCACAAGGUAGACGGCGGAGGGCGGGUCUCCCUUGGCACCUUCGCCACGGCGGUCGAGGCGGCGGUGGCUUACACUCGUGCGGUCAGGGAGGCAGAGGGUCAGGAGGCCCCGCCCCGCCCUGCAAAGCGCUCGCUGAAACCGGCCGACGCGCCGCCGCCUAAGCGGCGCUCCACGGCCGCUGGGCUCUUGGCUGCUUCGGUGGCAGAGCCGCGGCUCCAGCCACACCCGAUUGGCAUGCCGCCAGUCGUGCAGGCCCUCGAGCGCGUUGGGCUGCCGCAGUACGCCGACGCAUUUGACGAGCAGGGCUACGAUGAUCUCAACUACAUUCUCGAGAUGGAUGCUGCGGAGCGGGAAACGGUGGCAGAGGAGACGGGGAUGCGACCGGGCCACGCAGCCAAGUUUGUCAAGUGUGGUUUGGGAGUCGUUGGGACGCCGGCCGACUGA